Fragaria vesca subsp. vesca is the source of this 1234-nucleotide messenger RNA. Its product is annotated as replication factor C subunit 2-like. Gene Ontology annotation, molecular function: ATP binding; ATP hydrolysis activity; DNA binding. Gene Ontology annotation, cellular component: nucleus; DNA replication factor C complex. Lineage: Eukaryota; Viridiplantae; Streptophyta; Magnoliopsida; Rosales; Rosaceae. The record is from RefSeq and is a predicted model, not a curated record. The transcript is spliced from 7 exons. The coding region runs from base 72 to 1061 and encodes 329 amino acids. Gene Ontology annotation, biological process: DNA repair; DNA-templated DNA replication.
GAGGGUUUCUUCACUUCCUGCUCCUCUCCAUCUCGAUUUUUCCGAUACCCGGACGGAAAACGACAUCAGAAAUGUCGUCGUCCUCUGCGUCUUCCUACGACAUGCCAUGGGUGGAGAAGUACAGGCCCACCAAGGUCUCCGACAUCGUCGGCAACGAAGACGCCGUCUCGAGACUCCAGGUCAUCGCCCGCGACGGAAAUAUGCCCAAUCUCAUCUUAGCUGGUCCUCCUGGAAUUGGUAAGACCACUAGUAUUCUUGCUCUUGCACAUGAGCUUUUGGGACCAAAUUAUAGGGAGGGUGUUUUAGAGCUGAAUGCAUCUGAUGACAGGGGAAUAGAUGUGGUGAGGAACAAGAUUAAAAUGUUUGCCCAGAAGAAAGUAACACUACCUCCUGGGCGCCAUAAGAUUGUCAUCUUGGAUGAAGCUGACAGCAUGACAUCUGGAGCUCAACAAGCUUUGAGGCGGACAAUGGAAAUAUAUUCAAAUUCCACUCGGUUUGCUCUUGCAUGCAAUACUUCCUCCAAAAUCAUUGAGCCUAUUCAGAGUAGAUGUGCUCUUGUCCGGUUUUCUAGAUUAACUGAUCAGGAGAUACUUGGUCGUCUAAUGAUAGUGGUCCAAGCUGAAAAGGUUCCUUAUGUUCCAGAAGGUCUGGAAGCAAUCAUUUUUACGGCUGAUGGUGAUAUGAGGCAGGCACUGAAUAAUCUGCAAGCUACAAACAGUGGAUUCCGGUUUGUCAACCAAGAGAAUGUUUUCAAGGUCUGCGACCAGCCGCAUCCAUUGCAUGUAAAGAAUAUGGUUCAUAACAUACUUGAAGGGAAAUUUGACGACGCGUGUUCAGGUCUGAAGCAGCUGUAUGAUAUGGGUUACUCCCCCACUGACAUAAUCACAACUUUUUUCCGUAUCAUCAAAAAUUAUGAUAUGGCUGAGUUUUUGAAACUGGAAUUCAUGAAGGAAACUGGGUUUGCUCACAUGAGAAUCUGCGAUGGAGUUGGUUCAUAUCUUCAGCUGUGUGGUCUUCUGGCUAAGCUUUCCCUAGUUCGUGACACAGCCAAAGCGACAUAAGAAAUAUCAACUACUACAAUCUGCCGUGUGCUGAUGGUUGUGAACAUUUAUCGUUUUGUUAACUCCGUAGUUUAGAAAUGCUUUGCAUUCUCAUGAGAAGUUGAUCGUUAUGCUGUUAUUAGUGAAGGGAAAAUUUACUUUGGACAAGUAAUGGAAAUUAGACAAUAAAUGUC